Eurypyga helias (sunbittern) is the source of this 207-nucleotide messenger RNA. It is a transcript of the gene NDUFB4, whose product is annotated as NADH dehydrogenase (ubiquinone) 1 beta subcomplex, 4, 15kDa. Lineage: Eukaryota; Metazoa; Chordata; Aves; Eurypygiformes; Eurypygidae. The annotation marks the transcript as partial. The transcript has 2 exons. The record is from RefSeq and is a predicted model, not a curated record. Gene Ontology annotation, cellular component: mitochondrion.
GAAGAUCCUGCCUUGAUCCGCUGGGUCUAUGCUAGGACACUGAACGUCUACCCUACUUUCCGUCCGACACCCAAGACGUCCUUCUUAGGGGCUGUUUUUGCAAUAGGUCCUAUCCUCUUCUGGUCUUUUGUCUUCAAAGCUCACAGGGACCAUAAAGAGAAGCUUAUCAAAGAAGGUAAAUACGAGCGACCGUUCAGUGUAUUUUAA